AUGACAACCGAGACCCACGUCAAGGACAUCAAGCCAGGACUCAAGAAUCUCAACGUUAUCUUCAUCGUACUCGAAACAGGUGCUAACUCCUUAUUAACAGUAAUGUUUUAAAUAAUCAAUUAAUGAUGAACAGAAACAGAAUGUAUAUAAUUAUAUUGUAAUGCACUGUGGUGGAACAAAAUUAAUGUAAACUCUUACACACAAUAUAAUGGCACAACACAGAGGCUUGAUAGUCAGAGAAACAUCCUUCUUAUAUGCCACCAUGUAAACUAAUGAUAACAAUUCAUGUUGGUUUAUUUGAAUCAUGCCAGCUAUCAAAAAACGUAUCUGUGUUGAACUCUCCAUUUUCUCUUUCCCACAAAUUGAUAUUUACUCUCCUCAUAAUUGUCACGAUCGUCGAAAGGAGGAGACCAAAGCGCAGCGUGUUGAGCGAACAUCGUAGACUUUAUUAAUAAGAAACCACGAUCAAAAACAACAAACCAAAUAUGACGAAAGUGAAGUCCAAUACUGAUAUAGACUAACAGCAACAAGGAAACAAAAACCCACAAAACCAAGGUGAAACCACACAGUAUAAAUAUGGCUCCCAAUCAGAGAUAACGAGCCGACAGCUGACACUCGUUACCUCCGAUUGGGAGUCAUAUGACUAAUCAACAUAAAACCCAAACAUAGAAAUGAAACAACUAGAUCCCACAUAGAAAUACACCCAAAAGAAAAUGACAACCCUGGCUCACAACUAAGAGUCCCGGAGCCAGAACGUCACAGUACCCCCCCCUAAAGGCGCGGACUGCGACCGCGCCUCACAACCCCACAAUAGGGGAGGGCUGGGUGGGUGUUGCUCCCCGGAGGCGGUUCCGGCUCCGGGCUUGACCACCACCCCACUAUAGUUACUACCCGCUUUCUUAACCUCCUCCCAAUGACCACCCUCCACUUAAACCCACCUGGAUUAAUGGGCAGCACCGGACUAAGAGGCAGCACCAGGCUAAGGGACAGCACCGGACUAAGGGGCAGCACUGGACUAAGGGGCAGCACUGGACUAAGGGGCAGCACCUGACUAAAUGGCGGAUCCUGGCUGGCUGGCUCUGGCGGAUCCUGGCUGGACGGCUCUGGCGGAUCCUGGCUGGACGGCUCUGGCGGAUCCUGGCUGGACGGCUCAUGGCUGGCUGACGGAUCUGGCUGCUCAUGGCUGGCUGACGGAUCUGGCCGCUCAUGGCUGGCUGACGGAUCUGGCCACUCAUGGCUGGCGGAAGGCUCUGGCUGAUCCCGUCUGGCGGAAGGCUCUGGCUGCUCCUGUCUGGCGGAAGGCUCUGGCUGAUCCGGUCUGACGGAAGGCUCUGGCUGCUCCUGUCUGGCGGAAGGCUCUGGCUGAUCCUGUCUGGCGGAAGGCUCUGGCUGAUCCUGUCUGGCGGAAGGCUCUGGCUGAUCCUGUCUGGCGGAAGGCUCUGGCUGAUCCUGUCUGGCGGAAGGCUCUGGCUGAUCCUGUCUGGCGGAGAGCUCUAGCGGCUCCGGUCUGGCGGACGGCUCUGAAGGCUCAUGGCAGACGGGCGGCUUUGCAGGCUCAGUACAGACGGGCAGUUCAGACGGCGUUGGGCAGACGGACAGUUCAGACGGCGUUGGGCAGACGGGCAGUUCAGACGGCGUUGGGCAGACGGGCAGUUCAGACGGCGUUGGGCAGACGGGCAGUUCAGGCGCCGUUGGGCAGACGGGCAGUUCAGACGGCGUUGGGCAGACGGGCAGUUCAGACGGCGUUGGGCAGACGGGCAGUUCAGGCGCCGUUGGGCAGACGGGCAGUUCAGACGGCGUUGGGCAGACGGGCAGUUCAGACGGCGUUGGGCAGACGGGCAGUUCAGGCGCCGUUGGGCAGACGGGCAGUUCAGACGGCGUUGGGCAGACGGACAGUUCAGGCCCCGUUGGGCAGACGGCAGACUCUGGCCGUCUGAGGCGCACCGUAGGCCUGGUGCGUGGUGCCGGAACUGGAGGUACCGGGCUGAGGACACGCAUCUCAGGGCUAGUGCGGGGAGAAGCAACAGGGCAUGCUUGGCCCUGGGGACGCACCGUAGGCCUGAUGCGUGGUGCCGGAACUGGAGGUACCGGGCUGAGGACACGCAUCUCAGGGCUAGUGCGGGAAGCAGCAACAGGGCAUGCUUGGCCCUGGGGACGCACAUAAGGCCUAGUGCGGAGAGCAGCAACAGGGCAUGCUGGACCCUGGGGACGCACAUAAGGCCUAGUGCGGAGAGCAUGAACAGGCCGGGCUGGGCUGGCGACGCGCACCGUAUCCCUGGUGCGAGAGGCCGGAACAGGCCGGGCCGGGCUGGCGAAGCGCACCGUAUCCCUGGUGCGUGGAGUAGGAACAGGCCGGGCUGGGCUGGCGACGCGCACCGUAUCCCUGGUGCGAGUGGCCGGAACAGGCCGGGCCGGGCUGGCGAAGCGCACCGUAUCCCUGGUGCGUGGAGUAGGAACAGGCCGGGCUGAGCUGGCGACGCGCACCGUAUCCCUGGUGCGAGUGGCCGGAACAGGCCGGGCCGGGCUGGCGAAGCGCACCCUAUCCCUGGUGCGUGGAGCAGGAACAGGCCGGGCUGGGCUGGCGACGCGCACCGCAUCCCUGGUGCGAGUGGCCGGAACAGGCCGGGUCGGGCUGGCGUAGCACACCGUGGACCUGGUGCUUGGAGUAGGAACAGGCCGGUCCGUACCGGGAACACACACCACUGGCCUCAACCGAGGAUCAGGAACGGGCCGGACCGGACUGGCAACACACAUCAGUCCUUCACGCCGUGCCACAAACACUUCCCUCCCUCUACUCGCCAAUGGCUCCCGUACUCCGUUAGCCUUCUCUCCUUUUCUCCCUGUGGCAGCCUCCUGCUGCCCAGCCGCCCAAGCCAUGUGCCCCCCCAAAAAAACUUUUUGGGGUUGCCUCCCGUCCUUCCGACGAUGGCCCUGCCGAUGCCGUUGCUCCUCUCCUGCCAGGUUCUCCCCCUUCAUCGCCCUCCGGUACCGGACGGCCUCCUCCUGGGUAAUAUGUCCCCAGCCGAGGAGGACAUCCACCAACGUUCUCUCCUGACCCGGCGCCUCCUCCCAUGUCCAGACCCUUUGCUCCUGGACGCGCUGCUUGGUCCUUUUGUGGUGGGUUUUUCUGUCACGAUCGUCGAAAGGAGGAGACCAAAGCGCAGCGUGUUGAGCGAACAUCGUAGACUUUAUUAAUAAGAAACCACGAUCAAAAACAACAAACCAAAUAUGACGAAAGUGAAGUCCAAUACUGAUAUAGACUAACAGCAACAAGGAAACAAAAACCCACAAAACCAAGGUGAAACCACACAGUAUAAAUAUGGCUCCCAAUCAGAGAUAACGAGCCGACAGCUGACACUCGUUACCUCCGAUUGGGAGUCAUAUGACUAAUCAACAUAAAACCCAAACAUAGAAAUGAAACAACUAGAUCCCACAUAGAAAUACACCCAAAAGAAAAUGACAACCCUGGCUCACAACUAAGAGUCCCGGAGCCAGAACGUCACAAUAAUGGAUGUUUACUCUCCAACUUUCUCAUUAUCUCUCUCAGAACGAUCUUCUUGACCCUAAACAGUCAGGCUUCAAGACGGGUCACUCAACCGAAACCACUGUGUCACGGAGGCUCUCCGCACUGCCAAAACUCAGUUCUCAUCCUCCAAGAUCUAUCCGCUGCCUUCGACACCGUGAACCAUUAGAUCCUCCUCUCCACCCUCUCAAGGCUGGGCGUCUCAGGCUCUGCACACUCUUGGAUUGCAUCCUUCCUGGUAGGCCGCUUCUACCAGGUGACGUGGAGAGGAUAUGUGUCUGCACCAUGUGCUCUCACUACUGGUGUCCCCCAGGGCUCGGUUCUAGGCCCUGUCCUCUUUUCUCUCUACACUAAGUCACUUUGCUCUGUCAUAUCCUCACAUGGUCUCUCCUAUUAUUUCUAUGCGGAUGACACUCAACUACUUUUCUCAUUCCCCCCUUCUGACACCCAGGUGGCGACACGCAUCUCUGCAUGCCUGGCAGACAUCUCAGCUUUGAUGUUGGCCCACCACUUCAAGUUCAACCUCAACAGGGAAAGGCCUGCCCGCUCCAAGACCUCUCCAUCACGGUCGACAACUCCACUGUGUCCCCCUCCCAGAGUGCAAAGAACCUUGGCGUGACCCUGGAUAACACCCUAUCAUUCUCUGCAAACAUCAAAGCAGUGACUCGCUCCUACAAAUUCAUACUCUACAACAUCCGUAGAGUACGAUCUUUCCUCACACAGGAAGUGGCACAGGUCCUAAUCCAGGCACUUGUAAUCUCCCGUCUGGACUACUUCAACUCUCUGUUGGCUGGGAUCCCGCUUGAGCCAUCAAACUCCUGCAACUUAUCCAAAAAGCUGCAGCCCGCCUGAAGUUCAACAUUCCCAAGUUCUCCCAUGUCACCCCGCUCCUCCGCAUAUUCCACUGGCUUCCAGUCGACGCUCGCAUCCACUACAAGACCAUGGUGCUUGCCUACCGAGCAGCAAGUGGAACUGCCCCUCCCUAGCUUCAGGCUAUGCUCAAACCCUACAUCCCAACCCAAGCACUCCAUUUGGCCACCUACUAGCACUAACUUUGCUGAUAACUUCUUUAUUGAGUACAAAUGUACUUACUACAACUGUGAGAUGUGGUUGUCUCACCUAGCUAUCAGAAGAUGAAUGCACUAAUUGUAAGUCAUUCUGGAUAAGAGUGUCUGCUAAAUGACAAAAAAUUAUGAGAUAUUUGACACUAUCCUUGUACAACUAGCUUGUAAACCAAUCAAAGGCCACUCUGAUUAUUUGUCCCUCUUACCCCCUCACAUAGGACGAGUGACAAAGACAAAGGAUGGGCAUGAGGUGCGGACCUGUAAGGUGGCAGACAAGACAGGCAGCAUCAGCAUCUCAGUUUGGGAUGAGGUGGGCGGACUGAUCCAAACCGGUGACAUCAUCAGACUCACUAAGGGGUGAGUCAUUUAUUGAGUCACGUCACAGUCAAGUCAACACCUCACUGUAUGGACAGAGCUCCAAACCUACAGCUAAGUAUAAAAUUGAUACAGAAAUCAAAAAGGACCACCCAGUCAUAAUUUCUAUCUACCAGCAUGAACUUACAUUCGGAUGAAUACAUACCAUACGUUAUUAAUAGUCUGCAAUCUUGGAUCACCUUUAAAAUCCUGGGGGAAAUGUAUUUUGUAUUGAAAUUAAUGCCUUUUUUUUUCACCAGAUAUGCGUCUGUGUUCAAAGGUUGCCUGACUCUGUACACAGGUAGAGGUGGAGAGCUGUCGAAGAUUGGAGAGUAAGUUCUGUAGAUGCUCUGUGUUUAAUAACAUUUCAUGCUACAUAUACGAAAAGGAGGAGCAGCAAUGUAAAUGUUGCUGAGAGAUGCAUCUAAUGUCAUAAUUUACUGGUCUGAACUAAUGCCCACUUAACAUUUUGUUCAGGUUCUGCAUGGUGUACUCAGAGGUGCCAAACUUCAGUGAGCCUAACCCAGAGUACUCUAACAUGGACCAGACGAAAAACAAGACGGUAAGGGGUGUUUUGAACUUAGGGAUGUCAGUGUGUAAGCAUGUCACUACAGAAUGUUUUACGGAAGGAAAGGGGAGAAAAAAUAUUUUAAAGAACGUUCACCUACGAAUUUAUUUCAAUGUUUCAAGUACCUUUUUCUUGUACUGUGUGUGUGAACAGAUUAUUUAUUUCCCAGGUACUCAGUGACCAAGGAAACCUACUGAACAACAACAAUAACAGCUCAUCUGGAGGCUUAGCUGGUAAGACCACUAUCAGAGACCAACAAAGAAUUUAGAGUUAUGACGUCAAAUGGAACCAUUUCGGCAAUGGACUUUGUUAGUGUUUAUUUUUUUUUACCUCUGCUGCUUAAAGGUGAUUCAUGUAAAAAUUCCACCUGGAAGUCUACCUAAAUGUCAAUGACAUGUCUGUAGCAGUAAACUAAAGGAAUACAAUUCCAUGAAAUAACUAUAUAAUUUCUGAUAGCUGUUUUAAGAUGUAAAGUUGCUUCUUUUACCUGUGAGUGGCUGAUUCAGCCACCUUCAGUGUAUACAAGCAGCAGUGUAUUUAUUUCCAGCAAUUGGUUAAUUGUGAACACUAUAACACUUCACUUUUCCCUUCUAUCACUUUUUUAUGAAGAUUUAUAAAUGAAGCAUGCCAAUUUCUUAUUCUAGGAAAUGAAGCUACCAGUGGGAACGGUGUAAAUUCUCAAGGUUCCAGGAGCUCGACUAAUCCUCAACAGGGAGGGCGGGCUGGCAGUGGUGUAGGCAGCAGAGCAGCCAAUCCAGGAGCAGGAGAGACAGCUGUCAGCAAUGGAAAGGAGACCAGACGUUCAGUGAAAAGAUGA
Messenger RNA from Coregonus sp. 'balchen', 6326 nucleotides. The record is from the annotation of a GenBank genome assembly. Lineage: Eukaryota; Metazoa; Chordata; Actinopteri; Salmoniformes; Salmonidae.